AUGUCUGAGGAAGCGCCACGAAAGCGGUCUCGCUUCGACCAAACCGAACCCGAGCCCCGGAAAGCCUCCCGCUUCGACAGACGUUCACGUUCUCCUUCUGCCAGACAGUCGGAGAGAAGACGAAGUCGCAGCCCUCUUGCGAAGGACAGUCAAAGCCCCGCUUCUGGCGAUAAGCGCAGCACUUCUGUUGACCCUGCUGCAGCUGCGGCCGCUGCUGCUGCAAAGAUCAAUGCUGAAUUGCAGGCUCGCAGAGGCAUCCAGCAUGUCGAUGUUCCUCCCAUCCGUUCGAGUUCAACCCCGACUCCUACCUCCAAACCUGCUACGCCUGCCUCGAUCCAUGAUGGGAGCAAAGUCGGCGGUGACAUCUACAUUGCGGAUGGAGACUACAUCAAAGAUAUCGAAAUCAAUGACUUGCGCAACCGUUACACCUUGACCAAGGGGUCCACCCAAAAGAUGAUCAAAGAAGAAACAGGAGCCGAUGUCACAACCAGAGGAUCCUACUACCCAGACAAGAGCAUGGCCACUGCAACCAAUCCACCUCUAUAUCUUCACGUCACAAGUACUUCCAAGCCGGGCCUGGAAAAGGCUAUCGCGAAAAUCGACGAGCUUAUGAAGCAGGAACUCCCGAAUCUGGUCGAUGAAAGACGGUUCCGACGUCGAGAGCCUGAGCAAUUUGAAAGAGAUGAAUUUGGCAGGCGCAAAUGGCCCGAGGAACGAAUCCCACUCGACAUGGAGAACAUUCCCGGUUUCAAUCUCCGUGCCCAGGUGGUUGGCCAAGGUGGUGCCUACGUCAAACACAUCCAACAGGAAACCGGCUGCCGAGUCCAGAUCAAGGGUCGUGGAAGCGGCUUCAUGGAACACAGCACAGGCCAAGAGUCCGACGAACCAAUGUAUCUGCAUGUCGCUGGACCGCAGCCUGCCCAGGUUCAGAAAGCCAAAGAACUCUGCGAGGAUCUCGUAGCCAAUGUCCGCGUCAACUUCGAGCACUUCAAGGCCAACCCGCCGCCGCAGCGCAUGGAGUCGUACACCGAUGGUUAUGGUGCCGAUGCCCAGCGCCGAUCCUAUGGUGGUUACGGACAUGAUCGAGGUCACGACAGGGGUCACGACAGGGGCCACGAUCGCGGUCGCGAAAGCAGCUACUCACAUCACAACAACAGCUACAACUCUCCAUACUCUGCAACGCCUGCCACACCUGCCACGCCUGCGCCUGGUACUGCGGCUUCCCCCACAGACUACGCCAGUCAAUACGCCCAAUAUUAUGCUAGUCAGCCCGGCGGAGAUCCGUAUGCGGCUUAUGGCGGUUAUCAGAACUAUGUGGCAUAUUACCAAUACUACCAGCAGCAGGCCGCAGCUCCGCAACAAUCACCUCCUCCGCCUCCACCAGCCGACUCCAACCCGCCGCCUCCUCCGGCUCCCGACAGUUCCACCGCGCCGCCUCCGCCGCCUGCGUCCGGCUACUCAGCAGUUCCGCCACCACCUGGAUUGUGA
Messenger RNA from Capronia coronata CBS 617.96, 1488 nucleotides. RefSeq lists its product as uncharacterized. The record is from RefSeq and is a predicted model, not a curated record. Gene Ontology annotation, cellular component: nucleus. The coding region runs from base 1 to 1488 and encodes 495 amino acids. NCBI's taxonomy places the organism in Eukaryota, Fungi, Ascomycota, Eurotiomycetes, Chaetothyriales, Herpotrichiellaceae. The transcript is spliced from 7 exons. Gene Ontology annotation, molecular function: RNA binding.